Molecule: messenger RNA, 2753 nt
Organism: Eleginops maclovinus (Patagonian blennie)
Lineage: Eukaryota; Metazoa; Chordata; Actinopteri; Perciformes; Eleginopidae
Gene: fbxl18
Product: F-box and leucine-rich repeat protein 18
Exons: 7
Coding region: 127-2316 (729 amino acids)
Biological process (GO): SCF-dependent proteasomal ubiquitin-dependent protein catabolic process
Cellular component (GO): SCF ubiquitin ligase complex
Molecular function (GO): protein binding
Source: RefSeq, a predicted model, not a curated record
GUCCUCCGUCCUGUCAGCGGCCGGGUGUCACACCGCCGGUGGUACACUGUGGAGCGGCUUCCUCGGAACAUGAAGCCUUGGCCAGCUGGAUGAACAUCUAAAAUAAAAUAUAAAAUCCUGGUGAUAAUGAGUUGGAUCGUCAGAGGGAUAUCAGAGGACAUGCACCGACAAAUUGUACAAGCUGUAUUUGACGAGGACACAAUGUCCUCUACAUCCGUGGGAAUGUCUGAUCUGUCCGAUGAGAUCCUGCUUUGCAUCCUCCGCCAUGUUCCAGUGUGUGACCUGGUGAAGAAUGUGGCCAAUGUCUGCCACAAGUUACACACACUGUGCCAUGAUAAGAGCCUGCUCACAAAUGUCAGCCUGUCUGAGGAGUAUCUGGCGGACGAUCUUUCAGUCCGGUACGUAUUGAAACAGCUAGCCAAUCACAUGCAGUCCCUCAGCUUGAAUGGCUGCUACUGGCUGUCCGGCUCUACGAUGGAGCUUCUGGCUCGCUGCAGAGGAGUGACACACCUAGAUGUCACCGGCUGUCGCAUCACUUCCCUGCGUCUCUCCCGUCUCCUCUCCUCCCUUUCUCUGCUAAGAUCACUUGCUUUUGAUGUGACGCCAGGCUUCAACUCUGCUCAGCUCAGUUCAGAGGCAGUGGAUUCUCUGAGCCGCCUGUCGGAGCUCAGACAGACACUGUUGACACCGAGUUAUGGUGUGGUGCCAUGCUGCGCCCAACUACGCAAGCUGAUGCUUCAGUUUGACAUCUCAGACGUGACUAGAGAGGGUAUUGGUGUUUGCUGUCAGUUGAUGAUGGGUCAGAGCAGUGUGCCACAUUACCAACAGCUGGAGGAGUUCACUGCCAGGCUGGCUCCAGGAGAGGUUAACCAGACGUUGCUCCUGCUCUACCUGGCUGUGUUCAGCGUUCACGUUCCAAAACGUCUCAGAGUUUUCCUUGUGUCGAUUCCCGGUCCAAACCCCGCUCACUGGCCUGCUGCUCCUUCACUGGCUCAGAGCCUGGGGCAGGGAGGCGAACUGGAGGCCCUGCAGCUCCCUCGCUCCUGGCUGGAUUCCUUGUCCCUGAGGCGAGCCCUGGAGGGAAACAGCCCAAAGCACCUGAGCUUCAGCCGCUGCCCAGCGCUGUGGACGCAGGUGUUCCAGUCACUGCUUGAGGGAGGAGUCAGAGAUGCCAAGCAGCUGACCAGCCUGAACCUCAGCGGGAUCAACAAGGUCCUUUACUCAGAGUGCAGGAGUGUGGAGGAUCAGCUGGUUCCUUCAACUAUGAGCCGGCUGGCAGCUGGCUGUUCUAACAUUAAACACCUUAACCUGAUGCACACACACUAUCAUCACGAGAGCUCACCUGGGCAGGGUGGAGAAACACACCUGUGUGCCAGCUUGGCUAAACUAGCACAUCUGCGCUCUCUCACACUGCCUGCCUGCGCUCUGUCAGAUGGCUUAAACACACAUCAAGUCUCUUUAAACAACACUCCCUCCCCUUUGUUCCUGGGGUUAAAGAAGAAUCCACGGGUGGGGCUCCAGAACUACAGGCCUGAUUUAGAGUCCUCUCUUUCAGAGAACAGCACCUCAGGGCUUUCUCUGCUCUUAGCUGGCUGCCCUUUUCUAGAAACCUUAGAGCUCAUUGGUCCUGGUUUUGUCUCCGCGUUGCCUCGGCUGGAGCCCUGCACUCGUGCCAGUGUGGAGCCUCGCGGCAUGUGUGAGUGGGCUCGAGGAGUUGGCGAUGCACACUUAGCAGCACUUGAGGCUUUGCCUAGAUUGCGUCGUCUGAGUCUGGUGGGGCUUCCUGGGGUCCUGAAAGGGACAGGGCUGGUACAGCUGACCCGGCAGUGCAGAGACCUACGGGUUUUAUCCCUCGCCAACAUGGGAUCACUAAAGACCAUGAACUACUGCCCUGCCUUGCUGGAUUCACUUAAACAGUGCACACAGCUACAGGAACUCAGGUUAGAGCAGCCCUACCUGAAUGCCAACGAGUCAUUCUUUGAGGCUCUGUCCUGCUGCUCUCGUCUGCAGCGUCUCUGCCUUAUCUCACGCAGCGGAACCUUUGACCCAUUGGCAGUGGAAACCUUCAUGGAGCGAUGCUCCCACGUCAUCAUGUGCCAUAUGUUCAUGGGCGGCACCUUGGUGGCAUGUCGCACACUGCAGAAAGUUCUGCUGAACAGAUUUUCAGUGGAGCGUUCGGCCCUGAGUGUGGUCAUCUAUCCAUUACAGCAUGAGGACCUGACUUCAGUCAUCAGAGAUAUCCCACUCACACUGCUGGACAGGAUCACUUUGUUCCAGAGCCACGUGGCCCAACCACCACAUCUAUCACCAUUGUGACAUCUCCAGAAAGCUUCAGUGUGAUUGGUGCUCAAGAGCUCAGACCACUUCAAUUCUGCAGGAAAAAAGUUCAGCAAUCGAAAGACUGUUGCCUGUUGUCUGCACAGUCAUGCUAGAUUCUGUGACUUGUUACAUAAAUAACUGUUUCCGGCUCCGCUACAACAAAUCAUCAACUGUAAUCGUUUACACUUACAUGACAGAGUAAAGAUGGUCUGUGCAGAGAAAUUUGCUUUGCAGGGAGUUUCAGUUUAUUGUUCCCAGACAUGUAACACUUAGUGCCAUUGUCUCAUUUAAAAAUAAUGUCUGUAACUACACCACUCUGCUACUUUGAAAAUAAGUGCCAAAAAUAUAAAUGAAGGGAUGUAUUUCUUCAGAUACUUUUACAGGAGAUCUGAACCGAAUUAUGUUGUAAUAAACUCCAUUUAAAUUAUUUGUAA